CCGCCUCUUGCGCACUGUACAUUCAUAUCAUUUUUCUUCUCUGGUCCCAUGGAGGAAGUGAGAAAGUUGGCACGGUCACCCAGGGCUUCGCAGGACCCAGUCACUCAGUGACAGAUGGACAAUGCAAGAAUGAGCUCCUUCCUGGAAUAUCCCAUCCUUGGCAGUGGCGACUCCGGGACCUGCUCUGCGCGAGCCUACACCUCUGACCAUGGGAUUACAACUUUCCAAUCCUGCGCGGUCAGUGCCAACAGCUGCGGCGGCGACGACCGCUUCCUAGUGGGCAGGGGGGUGCAGAUCAGCUCGCCCCACCACCACCACCAUCACCACCCCCAGCCGUCUACUUACCAGACUUCUGGGAGUCUGGGGGUUUCCUACUCCCACUCGAGUUGUGGUCCAAGCUAUGGCGCGCAGAACUUCAGUGCGCCUUAUGGCCCCUAUGGAUUAAAUCAGGAAGCAGACGUAAGUGGUGGGUACUCCCCGUGCGCUCCCGCUGUUUACUCUGGAAACCUCUCAUCUCCCAUGGUCCAGCAUCACCACCACCACCACCACCAGGGUUAUGCUGGGGGCACGGUGGGCUCGCCUCAGUAUAUCCACCACUCUUAUGGACAAGAGCACCAGAGCCUGGCCCUGGCCACGUAUAAUAACUCCUUAUCCCCUCUCCACGCCAGCCACCAAGAAGCCUGUCGCUCCCCUGCUUCAGAGACGCCUUCUCCAGCGCAGACCUUUGACUGGAUGAAAGUCAAAAGAAACCCUCCCAAAACAGGGAAAGUUGGAGAGUAUGGCUAUGUGGGUCAACCCAACGCAGUGCGCACCAACUUCACCACCAAGCAGCUCACGGAGCUGGAGAAGGAGUUCCACUUCAACAAGUACCUGACACGAGCGCGCAGGGUGGAGAUAGCCGCGUCCCUGCAGCUCAACGAGACCCAGGUGAAGAUCUGGUUCCAGAAUCGCCGCAUGAAGCAGAAGAAGCGUGAGAAGGAGGGGCUCCUGCCCAUUUCUCCAGCCACUCCUCCUGGAAGCGACGAGAAAGCUGAAGAAUCUUCUGAGAAAUCCAGCUCCUCGCCCUGCGUUCCUUCUCCAGCAUCAUCUACCUCAGACACCCUGCCUACCUCCCAUUGAGGCCACUCCAGCCCAGCUCCGUAGUCCAGGCUUCUCCCUGGGCUAGGGUUUCUUACCCAAAGCACAUCUCUAGCUUAUCUUUCUUCCUUUACAGUCUCUCUUUUUCUUUCUGGUCCAAUCCAGAGAGCUCCUGGGCAACAUAAUGUAGUUCCAUAGAAUUCUGGAGACUUGGUUGUAAAUUAAAUCCUUAAUCCACAUCGGGUGCCCAUAUCAAUUUCUGGUGGCCCCCAAAAUUCCUUCCUCACUGUUGUGAGAGUUUUUUUUACACAACCCAUGGUUCCUUUCAGAUGUCCCUUGGAGGACAGUACCCUUUGCCAGCAGGCAUUUGAAGAAGGGAGGCAUCUCACCUUUUAUCUGUAUAUUGUUCUUCUCUACCUGGCUCUUAAGUAGGACACACAAAAAAGAGAGUAUCCAAAGGCUCAUGAAGAAGAGAUUGACUGAGUGUGUUUACACAAUUAAUUCACCCCUUAACUUUCUCUUGAGAGAUUUAUCUUUAUACAGAUUUUCUAGAAACAUGCAGAACUAUAUCAAACAGGGUGGGCAAACUUCCAAAACUGGUGAUUAUGGGUGGACAAAAAAGGGGGGACCCUGGCAUUCAAACAGAACCAGAUUCCUCAAAAGGUAGCCUCAAUUUGCUCUUGCAGAGUCAAGAAGGCCUGAGAAGCCCAAAGUUCAGAACCUUUGCUGUGCCAAGACUUCCCAAAUUACCGAUUUCUUCUUGCUUCUCUGGCCACCCUCCACUUAAAAAGUGUGCUGGAUUAUUUGUAACCUAAAGGUACUCUUUUCAGUCACCCUUUCUUUCCACAGUUAUCUUGGCUGGAUACAAUGUAUUUUCAGCUAAUUGUUAAUGUGAUGGCACAAUGAAUGUAUAUUUUGUGUGAUUCGUGAAUAGUCUUCUGCAUGUCGCACAAUGUUUUGAUGUCCCUGAAGUACCACACUGAGUUCUAUCAGUUAUCUUUUGUGAGCCUACGAUAGUCCCCCUUUCCUGUACAAUCAUGAACAGCUCUGAGAUCCCAGAGGGAUGUGAUCCAGAGCAGAGUUUACGGGUCUUAAGACGUCUGUAAUAAAAAAUAUUCAAGUUUUGGGUAUGCUUAAGCAUC
This is a messenger RNA of Cricetulus griseus (Chinese hamster), 2219 nucleotides long. NCBI's taxonomy places the organism in Eukaryota, Metazoa, Chordata, Mammalia, Rodentia, Cricetidae. The record is from RefSeq and is a predicted model, not a curated record.